Messenger RNA from Myripristis murdjan (pinecone soldierfish), 918 nucleotides. RefSeq names its product transmembrane protein 17 (gene tmem17). The transcript has 5 exons. Bases 116 to 670 code for a protein of 184 amino acids. Gene Ontology annotation, cellular component: ciliary transition zone. The record is from RefSeq and is a predicted model, not a curated record. Lineage: Eukaryota; Metazoa; Chordata; Actinopteri; Holocentriformes; Holocentridae. Gene Ontology annotation, biological process: non-motile cilium assembly.
UUCGUGCGAGAUUUGAGCAGAGCGCGAGAUUUCGGUCUCCGGUCGCCAAGGAGACGGCGAGGAGUUUCCUCCUGAUGUUUACCUCUGCGGAGCGUUUUGUUGAUUUGUUUACACGAUGGCCUUGCCGCAGCCGAUCAGAAAGCGAUUGGACGACUUCUCCCGGAACAUCUUUAUCGACCAGAGUCGCGCUCAGCAAAAACCCGAGGAGCACGACGCGUUUUUUGGGCACAAAACGCAGGUCGUGUCCAGCCUCCCGCUCCAGAUGUCUCUGUGCUUCAACAUGUGGUUCUUCCCCUUGUGGUGGAUCAGCGAGGUCGUGAUGCUGCACCUCAAGUACCCUGCCCUGCCAGACUACUACAAGUUCAUCCUUGUCACUGUUCUGAUCAUGAUGACUCUAAUUGAGGCCAUUAGACUCUACCUUGGUUAUGCUGGGAACCUGCAAGAAAAGGUCCCAGAGUUGGCUGGUUUCUGGCUGCUGAGCAUCCUGCUGCAGUUUCCACUGAUCCUUUUCCAGCUUUUCAACGAAGCCAUCCUCAUCCAGCCCUUGGAGAGGGGAGUUCACAUUGUUCUUGCCGCGUUCCUGCUCAUACAGGCCCUCUCUGGCUUUGUGGCACUGCGGGAGAUGGUCAGACACACAGAGAGCCAGUUCCAUCUCCGACAGUUUGACUGAUUUUUGCUGCCUCACCUGUUCAUCACCCGUCUGCAUAUUCAGAAACACCAGGACAAAUCUCAGACUGAAAAGCGACUUGGUCUCAAAGUAUUAAUAUUGAUAUUAAGCACAGCAAGUGGGAUAUUUCUUUUCCACAGAGUUGCUAAAGAACCAAGAUAAAGUUUGCACAUAUUUGUUUCUGUUUUUUAUUAUUUAUCCCAUGUUUGUGGUUUUGUAUAAUCCUGUAAAUAAAUGGAAUGUACAUAGUA